GCGGACAAGUUGUGAAGUGUUUCUCGAUCUUGAAUCAAUACAGUCACGGCAUGGCUUACGGUUUCAAACUUCUAGUUUUGUUUUGUUUCAUUUCAUUUCUGUAUGGUGUUGGAAUAUUCCUUUUCACUCGCGGUUUUCUUUUAAAUCGGCUGGUCAUCAAUGACCUGAGUGACUGUUCAGAAGCUCCCGAAGUCAUUCUGUUGUCGUCUGAUCAAGAACUGUCGAAUGCACGGAAAUCUGAAGGCUGUUGGAUGAAGAAGACGCACGAAAAAGCUGUGAUACUAAUAAUUGAUGCUCUACGCUAUGAUUUUGCACUGUACAACUCAAGCCUGGACGAUGACAAUGCGUUGCCUUACCAGAAUAAAUUAAAAGUCAUCCAUGAAGUGUUAGCGAGCUCUCCUCAACAUGGAGCUCUGUUCAAAUUUGUGGCUGAUCCACCAACCACCACUAUGCAGCGAUUAAAGGCGCUCACUACUGGAAGUUUACCUACUUUUGUGGAUGCAGGAAGUAAUUUUGCCAGUUCAAAUAUCACAGAAGACAACAUCAUCUCACAGCUGAUAUCUCUAGAGAAGAACAUAACUUUCAUGGGGGAUGACACUUGGGGUAGUCUAUUCCCUGACUCAUUUCACAAGUCCUUUCCAUUCCCAUCAUUUAAUGUCAUGGAUCUUCAUACUGUGGACAAUGGUGUAAUUGAACACUUGGUUCCAGAAUUAAAGGAAAAUGACUGGGAUGUUCUCAUUGGUCACUUUCUCGGAGUUGAUCAUUGUGGGCACAAGUUUGGUCCCAAUCAUCCUGAAAUGGCAGCUAAACUCACACAGAUGGAUUCUGUCCUGAGGUCUGUAAUGGAGACUCUUGAUGACAAAACAGUAUUGUUUGUGAUGGGUGACCAUGGUAUGACCCGUACUGGUGACCAUGGUGGUGACAGUGAUGAUGAGGUGGAUGCAGCCCUUUUUGUUUAUUCAACCAAACCUAUAUUGACAUGUAACAUGAAAAAGGAGAAAACUGCAACUGUUUCCCAGAUAGACUUGGUCCCAACUCUCUCCCUGCUGUUAGGUAUACCCAUUCCAUUUGGAAACCUGGGUACUAUUAUACCUGAGCUGUUCUGCCAUGGAAGUACCUCAGGCAUUCACUCUCACCAAGCAAACAGUGAAAAUGAUAUAAUUGCACAGCAAGUGCUGGAAUUGCUUCAAAGAAACACAGCUUUUGAACUGAAUGCCAAGCAAGUCCACAAGUAUCUCACAAAGUAUGCCUCGAUCUCGGGAGAUAUUCCUAGUGGCAAGUUAGAGGAGCUUGGGAAGAUUUUACAAAAUGCAACUGCACUGGUCUCUGAAGCUAAAGAUUUGGUUUACAGCCUUGAGGGACAUGGGGAAAUGCUCAGAAAAGCCUCUGGAGAAGAACUGAAGCAUCUCAGUGUUAUAUUAUCUUCUGCCGAAAAAUUUCAUAGUGACUAUUUGUCUGGUGCGAAAGUUCUCUGUCGGUCGAUGUGGGCGAAGUUUGAUCUGAACUCUAUAUUUGCGGGUAUCUCUGUGAUUUUUGUGGCUGUCGCUUUAGUUGUUUUAGCCCUUCUUAAUUUCAGUGAAAACCGAUUGUCUCUGCUGGUUUUAGUCCCGCUGAUAGGCUUCAUUAUUGCAUCUGCAGCGACAUCCUGUGACUUUAAUGUCAUUAUCGUAAUACCACUAUAUAUAGCAUGCGCACUGCUGUUGGCAAUGUUUGUUUUUCUUCAAAAGAUGGUUCUGAAAUACACCCAAGUAACAGCGAGUGGUUUUUUAAAAAAAAUGUCAUUAGACAACAUUUUUGCCGCAGUGUUAUGUUUACUUCAGUGCUGGGCUUCAUUGUCAAACAGUUUUGUGGUGAACGAGGACAAGCUGAUUGCCUUUUUCAUUCAGUCUUUAAUUGGAGUGAAAUGUGUUCAAGCCAUAUGGAAAGUUUAUCCCAUCAAUAACAGGAAUCUCGUUCUAAGACAUCAUUUAAGGAGAUUUUCCAAAAAGGACAAAAAGAGCGAUAUAUCUGGAUUCUUCCUCAGAUUGUUUAUAGCGUGGAUAGCAUUUGAUAUUGUCAACAGAACUGCCAUAAUGUUACGAGCUUGUCGAGAGGAGCAGUGGUCUUGUGUGCCAACAGAUUUCCUUAAACCUCAGUCGACCUCCGCGGACAAGACCAACUUGGAAAGCAAUCGAUUUAUUUUGACCAUUUUAUGCACUGGUAUAAUUCCUUUUUCACUUCGCCAGUGGCUUCGUUAUCAUGGAAAUUUAAAUGGCACAACGUUUAUUGUUCUUAGUGUGAGGUAUACUGUUCCCUUGGCUUUCAUCUUCAUGUGCGCUCACUGGAUGCUGCAGAUCGUUCCACAGAAGAUGGCCACUGUCUUUCCAGAGAUGCAGGUGUGGCAACAAAUAAUCUUUCCGCAGAUUGUCUACUCUAUGUGUAUGGCAACAAUUGCAUGCGUUUUGUACUCACCCCUAUAUAUCUACACUGUCUUUAAAAACGGAAGGAACUCUCUCAACGAAGGAGUGAAAUCCUUGCAAGAGACUGGUGAUAAUUCCAGAAUUAUCCAUGCUCUGGUCCGUGAAGUGAGACAGAAUUGGAAGAGAUUGGAUGGAAAGAAAGUCUUGGCGGGAGAACAGUGUGAGGACGAUACAAACACGCCCAUGGUGUAUGGUCUUGGAACCGUUUUUUCGUCGGCAAUACUGGUUCUAUUUGUUUCCGUUGGAUUGCCUUUAAUGAUGUUGUUGGGCAACGGAAUGGCUUUGUCUAUUUCUCUGAUCUUUUUCCACAUCUUUUUGCUGUUGGAGAUUCACGGAUUGAGCCAUGAUGCAGAACCUGGCGAUAGUGCUCGUGGAAACUCCGACACCUCAUUCAGCGUGGUAGUACUGUGGUAUUUCAUGUCGUCAUAUUACUUCUAUUGCACUGGUCACCAGGCCACCAUUCCGUCCAUCCGCUUUGAAGCUGCUUUUGUUGGCUUCCCAGGAGACAUGGGAAAUAUUGUGAUACCAGGUCUCCUUAUACUGCUGAAUACUUUCUCUGGUCCAGUCCUUUUCGCCUUGGGUCUUCCACUCCUUCUCUUUUGGCCUCAAAUACAAAACAGGCUCCUAGGAACUCGCAGCAAAAAUAGCCCUCAAUCAAGCAAAGGAGAGUUUGAUUGGAUUGAAAGUCCUGAACUGUUAAGAACUCGGAUGUUUCGGCUCUUAGUCACUUACCAGACUCUCCACGGCCUCAAGCUCCUGGCUACUUGUUGUUCUGCUGCGGUCCACCGCCGUCAUCUUAUGGUGUGGAAGAUUUUUGCGCCUCGAUUUGUGUUUGAAGGUGUCUCGUUCCUUUUAAUCACGGUGGUGUUGUGCUUCAGUUAUCUUGUGGUUCUCAGAAUUGAUCAGUCUUUGCGAAGCUGGUUCAAGAAUCUUGAGGAGUCUCUUGAAUGGAAGACGAAGAAAAUUUAACUUCAUAACCUAACCCCAGCAAUCACUGGAACCAAGCAUUUUUUGACUUGCCUUUCCGAACAGAAACCUGUGGAUCAGUGAAUAAUGAAUAAAGUAAACAAAUAUUUAAUUGAUACAUUUGAGAAAAUUUUCGCCAGAAAUAAAAUUUUGGUCGCUAGAAAAGGGAAAGAAGGACUUUUUGUGCAAUACUGUAAAAGACUUACGACAAAUGUCUUUAUCACUUGAACUCUUGACCAUGAACACUAAGGCACGGGUCACCAAAUGUUUUUCUUUUUCUACUUGAUAUGACGAACAAAAUAAUGGCAGUCUGGAACACUGGCGUGUUUUUUUUAGUAU
This is a messenger RNA of Pocillopora damicornis (cauliflower coral), 3764 nucleotides long. RefSeq names its product GPI ethanolamine phosphate transferase 3, catalytic subunit. Gene Ontology annotation, biological process: GPI anchor biosynthetic process. Lineage: Eukaryota; Metazoa; Cnidaria; Anthozoa; Scleractinia; Pocilloporidae. Gene Ontology annotation, molecular function: mannose-ethanolamine phosphotransferase activity. Gene Ontology annotation, cellular component: endoplasmic reticulum membrane. The record is from RefSeq and is a predicted model, not a curated record.